This is a messenger RNA of Musa acuminata subsp. malaccensis (wild Malaysian banana), 1029 nucleotides long. Its product is annotated as LOB domain-containing protein 40. The record is from RefSeq and is a predicted model, not a curated record. Gene Ontology annotation, biological process: regulation of gene expression. Lineage: Eukaryota; Viridiplantae; Streptophyta; Magnoliopsida; Zingiberales; Musaceae.
GAACUCCAACAGCAAGAUGGAGUAGGAAACCGCUUUCCCACUCUUCUCCAAACUGCUGGCUUUGCCACCCUCUCUCGGCCUUAUAACAUAUCCCCAUUGCUUCCCUUCUUCUCCGUACUGCUCUCCUUCCUUCUAACACUACUGUGUUGUUCCCGAUCUGAUCGGCAUCGAGGCAAGGUGAAGAUGAGUUGCAAUGGGUGUCGGGUCCUCCGGAAAGGGUGCAGCGAUGGCUGCACCAUCCGCCCUUGCCUUCAGUGGAUAAGGAGCCCCGAAGCCCAGGCAAACGCCACCGUCUUCCUCGCCAAGUUCUACGGCCGUGCCGGCCUCAUCAACCUCAUCAACGCCGGUCCUCCUCAUCUACGCCCUGCUAUUUACCGGUCGCUGUUAUACGAGGCCUGCGGGAGGAUUAUUGACCCCGUCUACGGCUCCGUCGGCUUGCUCUGGUCCGGCAGCUGGCGGGUCUGCCAGGCCGCCGUCGAGUCCGUGCUGCUGAGGGGCGAGCCAGCCACCCGUUUCCCAGCUGACGCGACCGACCCCAAGCCGCACGACAUCCGCUGCAUGACAAGGAUCCCCUCUGACAUCGGCGCCGGGGCCAACUGCGACCUCCACAAGGCGACGGCCAACUCCCGGGUCCGGUUCAAGCGCUCCGCUAACGCCCUGAGGCCACCCUCCUCGCCAAGUUCUGACCCGUUCGCUGAGGGGAUGCAUCAGACCGAGGCGGAGGGAAAGCUGCCGGAAGAGACGGUGCAGGAGGACGAUGCUGAUGAGCUGGACCUCACUCUUGGGUUCGAACCGGCAGCACGGGGAGCAGCCGGUGGACGUGGACCAGUAAUACGACAGAACGGGGAGGGGACGGCCUGGUUCUCCGAGGGGUGUCCGGAGGAUCUGCGGCUGAGACUGCGUUGAGAGUCACGCAACAGUCGUAGAUCACAAUCAUAUCUUGAUGUUCUAAUGGGUUUUGGUUUCUUUGUGCUACAAGUAUAAGAAGAAGAUGCAUGUUCAUGCUUAAUAACAUUUCCUGUUAUGUUA